Molecule: messenger RNA, 1887 nt
Organism: Brachypodium distachyon (stiff brome)
Lineage: Eukaryota; Viridiplantae; Streptophyta; Magnoliopsida; Poales; Poaceae
Exons: 1
Coding region: 87-1250 (387 amino acids)
Biological process (GO): chloroplast organization; regulation of DNA-templated transcription
Cellular component (GO): chloroplast
Molecular function (GO): double-stranded DNA binding
Source: RefSeq, a predicted model, not a curated record
GACAAACCCCCAGUCCCCACACAAAUCUCAGCAGACGACUGGAACCCACUGUAAAUCCUUCCGCCGCCGCGGCCGCCGCCUGCGCCAUGCUGCGCCUCCGGAGCUGCAUCCUCACCCAUCUCCUCUCUUCGCCCUCCGCCUCUCCCGGCCCCUCUCUCCGCCGCCUCCUCUCAGCCGCCGGGGCGGCCCCUGCCGUUUCCACGAACCCUAGCUUCGCGGUCGAGGACUACCUCGUCGACACCUGCGGCCUCACCCGGACCCAGGCGCUCAAGGCCUCCACGAAGCUCUCCAACCUCAAGUCCUCCACCAAGCCCGACGCUGUCGUCGCCUUCCUCGCCGGCCUUGACUUAUCCAGCGCCGACAUCGCCGCCGUUGUCGCCAAGAACCCCAGGUUACUCUGCGCCAGCGUGGAGAGAUCCCUGGCCCCCGCCAUCGUCGAGCUCACUGGCCUCGGCCUGUCGCGUUCUGAUAUCGCCCGCUUCUUCUUGCUCGCCGGCGUCAGCUUACGCCUUCGGUCCAUCGUCUCCAAGCUGCAGUACUUCCUGCCCCUCCUCGGAGGCUCCUCCGAGAACCUCCUCCAGGCGCUCAAAUACAGCUCCUACCUUCUCACGUCCGAUAUCGAAAGGGUCAUCAAGCCCAAUGUGGCGUUACUGCAGGAGUGCGGGAUAGGCGGUCACGAUAUUGUAAGGUUGUGCAAAAGGGCGAAUUGGAUUCUCGGCAUCAACCCACAACGUCUCCCGGCAAUAGUGGAAUGGGCCGAAGGUCUAGGUGUGCCCCGUGGCUCCGGGAUGUUCAUAGAAGCGCUGCAGGCUGUCGCAUUCCUCAGCGAUGAGAAGAUCGCCGUGCGAGCAGAGUACUUGAAGAAGACAUUCAGGUGGUCGGAUGCCGAGACGCGCAUUGCUAUUUCUAAGGCUCCAAUCUUGCUGACGAAGUCUAAGGACAUACUGCAGAGCAAGUCCAAAUUCCUCAUCUCCGAGGCGGGGCUGGAACCGGCGUACAUUGCUCAUCGGCCGAUUUUGCUCAAGUACAGUCUGGGGAGCCGGAGCAGACCCAGGUACUAUGUUGUAAAUUUUCUCAAGGCAAAUGGAUUGAUAGAUCUCGACCGAGACUACUAUAAUACAGUCACGAUCAAAGAGAAGGUAUUUGUGGAGAAGUACAUAUGCCCUCACAAGGAAGCUGCACCGCACCUCGCUGAAGACUAUGCAGCUGCUUGCAGAGGGGAAGUGCCGACUAGAUUCAGAUUUGCAUGAACCAAGAGCAGCCUAUGAAAAUUGGUAACUCCACAUUAGAGUUCUCACUACGCCUAGUAAGCUGGUUAUUCACAUUAGUGUUCUUGCCUAACUGGAUUUUGCUAUAUAUCCCCUGAAGUAUGUCUUUUACAUGCUGCUUUGCUCGUUGCUAAGACCUGAUGAAACUGAUAAUUUCAUAUGUCUUCUCUGAUAUCCUCAUGUCAUCCCUCAGUAGAGAAGAAAGCAUGUAUCGUUAUGAGCUUGUUCAUCCUGAAAAUUUGUGAGAAUCUUCUGCGGUAUCUUUGUUUAAAAGAUUAAUUGUUGUGGAAGCAGUGCAUGACUUGCUACUUUGUAUCACUCUUUUCCUUUAUUUUCUCUCUCUCUUGUAUUUAUGUGAUUAACUGUUGUGAGGGCCUGUAGGUAUACUCAUCCUACAUGAAAGGGUCAUAUCUCUAGUCCACGAGCUGUCAACUUGCAUCAUUUCAGGUCGGCUUGCCUGGAUGUGACCGCCAGAGAAGCUAUCACAUCCUGGAGUUUGAACCUUAGAGUGGUUUUACCUAACUGUAAUUUUGAUCAUCCCUAUUUGCAAUGCUAAAUUUGCAGCGCGACAUUUCCCACCCUGUUCACCAAUUCCUUGAUAAGUGUCCCCGACAAUGUA